Messenger RNA from Caenorhabditis elegans, 900 nucleotides. It is a transcript of the gene aqp-11, whose product is annotated as Aquaporin. Gene Ontology annotation, cellular component: membrane. The record is from RefSeq and is marked reviewed. Gene Ontology annotation, biological process: water transport. Lineage: Eukaryota; Metazoa; Nematoda; Chromadorea; Rhabditida; Rhabditidae. Bases 11 to 850 code for a protein of 279 amino acids. The transcript has 6 exons.
AUUUUAAGUUAUGGAAAUCUCGGGUCCUCUAACGGACGCCUUGAUCUACUACCUGACAGUAAUCCUCGUGUGCGAAGGUGCUCGCCACGUGGCAGAUCACUUAUUCGACAAAAAAGGAAGUGUUCAUAGGUUUAUUAUUGAGUUUUUGGGAACUCUUCAAGUGACCACUACUAUCUAUGAAAAUGCCGUAAUCGAUAUAUAUCUUGGCCGUCAAGCUUUCGCCAUCACACUUUUCAGUACGGGUCUCAUUUUUGCGUUGUGCAACCGAACUGCAUUCUGCAGCCCGCUGGCACCAAUCGAACAAUAUCUCUUCGGAAAAUUGAGGCUCGGGGAGCUCCUCCAAACUCUUGCCGCUCAGUUCACCGCCGGGUACUUUGCGUUUAGCUUUGCCCGAACAAUUUGGCUUCGAGCAUACAGUACCACUGAUGCCCAUUCCUACGUCAUGGGACUUAUGGAGUCCUGUGGAUUCAAUCAUCCGUAUCCAAUUUACUAUCACUUGGCAAUUGAGCUCAUCGGAACUUUCAUCGUUCGUCACGUAUUGACACGCGCCACUUCGGAGGCUCGUGAUUCACGAGUCCGAUUUGUGUUCCCGGCACUUUUCAUGGCUGCUGUUUUUACUGGAACUGUAACAUUUGUUGGAGACCAGGCACUGGAUCCACUAGUGGCCUCAACUCUAUUCUUCGGAUGUCGUGGGCUCAAUUUUGAGAAUUAUAUGCUUGUUUAUUGGAUUGCUCCAACAAUUGGAUGGAUGGCUUCUGCCUAUUGGGACUCAACGGGCGAGGAAUCUUCAAAGAAAAAAGCGGCAAAAGAAAAGAAGGCCGAAAAAAAACGGGCAAAGAAAAAUGAAUAGUUAUUUUAUUUUUAAUUUUAUUUCCGAAAAUUUUUGAAAUGAAUUAGUUU